AUGGCCGAUGAACAAAACAUAGCCGAUGCUCAGAAGCAAUUCGCUGAUGUGGACAUAAAUAACGGCAGUGCCUCCGGUGUGGAAGACGACGAGGAAGAGGAAGUACCAGCGCCUGGUACUGUGAGCAACGAUCUAUUCGCAGUAACACCUACUAUUGAAAUACAUCGCCGCAUUUCAUCCAGCAAUCUGGAAGAUGUACUGACCGACAAUGGCGACUACUUCAUUGAAGUCAACGUGGCAGAACCACAAAAAGUCGGCGAUGGAAUCGGUUCAUACCUAACAUACAAAGUGACAACGAAAACAAACAUUCCAAAAUUCAAGCGCACUGAGUUUAGUACGUUGAGACGAUUUAGCGACUUUUUAGGAAUACAUGAUGUCUUAGCCGUAAAAUAUACAAGACUUGGUAGAAUCAUCCCGCCAGCGCCAUCUAAAAAUAUUUUAGGGAGCACUAAAGUGAAAAUGAGUCCACAACAAACGGAGCCCGGUGCACCCCGAAAUGCUGAAUGGGUCGAAACACGCCGCGCAGCUUUACAACGCUAUGUGAAUCGCACUGCCCAACAUCCAGUACUGCGUGUUGAUCUCGAUUUCAUCAACUUUUUAGAAAGUGAUCAAGAACUUCCUCGCGCAGUUAAUACAGCAACGCUGAGUGGUGCUGGCGUAAUGCGUCUUUUCAAUAAAGUUGGCGAAACAGUAAAUAAAAUUACAUAUAAAAUGGAUGAAAGCGAUGCUUGGUUCGAUGAAAAAAUCACUGAGGUGGAAAAUUUAGAUGCAAAUCUACAAAAACUACAUUCGGCGCUCAAAUCGCUUGUUACCACACGCAAAGAGUUGUCCGCCCUUACCGGGUUGGUCGCAAAGUCCGCGGCCAUGUUGAGUACAUGUGAAGAACACACCGGCCUUUCUCGAGCGCUCUCCAAUUUAGCUGAUGUAGAAGAAAAAAUCGAAUUACUACGGUCAGAGCAGGCUAACUCUGACUUUUUUAUAAUGGCGGAAUUCGUAAAGGAUUAUAUCGAUCUAUUCAGCGCUGUUAAAUCUGUAUUUCAUGAACGUGUUAAGGUGUUUCAAAACUGGCAACACGCACAAUUGCAAUUGUCGAAACGACGUGAAAACCGGGGGCGUUACGAACUGGCCAACCGUACUGACAAGUUGGAACAGGCGCAACAGGAAGUCGAAGAGUGGCAAACCAAAGUUCAGCGAUGCCAACAGCAGUUUGACGACAUAUCGGCGGAAAUUAAAAAAGAAAUGGAACGAUUUGAAAUAAACCGAGUACGUGAGUUCAAAAUUAAUACCAUGAAAUACAUUGAAGAUCAAAUGGCGCAUCAACAACAGAUUAUAUCGUACUGGGAAGCUUUUAUACCGACUGCACGAGAAAUUGUUUAAAUA
Rhagoletis pomonella (apple maggot) is the source of this 1380-nucleotide messenger RNA. Its product is annotated as sorting nexin-2-like. Gene Ontology annotation, biological process: early endosome to Golgi transport. Gene Ontology annotation, cellular component: endosome membrane; endosome. The transcript is spliced from 8 exons. The coding region runs from base 1 to 1377 and encodes 458 amino acids. Gene Ontology annotation, molecular function: phosphatidylinositol binding. The record is from RefSeq and is a predicted model, not a curated record. NCBI's taxonomy places the organism in Eukaryota, Metazoa, Arthropoda, Insecta, Diptera, Tephritidae.